UUUUUUUGCACUGGCUCGUUUCUGACUAAGUGUAAACGUUAACUUUUUUUCCCCUUUAUCUUGACCUGUUUACACGGCCGACAGUAGAAGAGCAGGGGACGGUCAGCUUCCAAGAUGUCUGUGGCGGGUUUGAAGAAGCAGUUUUAUAAAGCCAGUCAGAUGGUGAGUGAGAAAGUUGGUGGUGCAGAAGGAACCAAACUAGAUGAGGACUUCAGGGACCUGGAACGGAAGGUUGAUGUGACCAGUAAAGCAGUAGCGGAGGUUAUCUCCAAAACAUCGGAGUACCUUCAGCCCAACCCAGCAUCUCGUGCAAAACUGUCCAUGUUGAACACCAUGUCUAAGAUCCGUGGUCAGGUGAAGAACCCAGGAUAUCCUCAAGCUGAAGGGCUGCUAGGAGAAUGUAUGGCCAAGUAUGGACGGGAACUUGGAGAAGACACUAACUUUGGUGCUGCUCUAGUAGAUGUGGGAGAGGCAAUGAGGCGGUUAGCAGAGGUCAAAGACUCUCUAGACAUCGACGUAAAACAGAACUUUAUUGAUCCAUUACAAACUCUGUGUGACAAGGACCUCAGAGAGAUACAGCACCAUCUGAAGAAGCUUGAAGGCCGUCGGCUGGAUUAUGACUACAAAAAGAAGCGCCAGGGCAAGAUUCCUGAUGAGGAAGUUCGACAGGCCCUUGAAAAGUUUCAUGAGUCAAAGGAAGUGGCUGAGACCAGCAUGUACAACCUGCUGGAGACUGAUAUUGAACAGGUGAGCCAGCUUUCAUCUCUCGUCGAGUCGCAGCUACAUUACCAUAAACAAGCGGUGCAAGUGCUGGAGGAGCUUUCUGAUAAGCUGCGUGACAGGAUGACUGAAGCUCAGUCUCGACCAAGACGAGAGUACAUACCUAAACCCAAACCCAUCUUUGACUUUGGAGAAAACAACCACUCCAAUGGAAGUUACCCAUCCUCAAUGGCGCCUCCUCCUUCACGCAACUCUGCAGAACGGUCCUUUCUCUUUGCAACAUUGUCCUUUCGGAAACCGGGAUUGUCCCCAGAGCAGCCCAGCUGCAAGGCCCUGUAUGACUUUGAGCCAGAGAAUGAGGGGGAGCUGGGCUUCCACGAAGGCGACAUCAUCAUCCUGACCAACCAAAUCGAUGAAAACUGGUACGAGGGCAUGCUGAACGGCCAGUCAGGAUUCUUCCCCCUCAACUACGUCGAGGUCCUUGUUCCAUUGCCACACUAAAACAAAGAGAGCGCUGGAAGGAAUUUAGAGGCGGAAACAUUGUGGUGAAGAAGAAAAGUGAAGAUAUGAGGCGGUCUACAAAGGUUUCAAUUUCACUUUGAGCUUCAUCGUCAUCACCAGAAGCAAGCACUUUUUGUAAACACAAGAUCUGGAUAUGAUAUCAAACCAGAAGACAACUUUUUUUUCUUCAGAAAAACAAAACCCAUCCAGACUAGGACUGUGACAAAACAUCUUAAUCCUUCAUGGGACAGUAGGAAUAAUUCUGUGGGGACUAACUGUUGGCAAUAUAUGAGCAAUACAUUUUUCAUCACAAAUAGGU
Messenger RNA from Cyprinodon tularosa, 1540 nucleotides. It is a transcript of the gene sh3gl1b, whose product is annotated as SH3-domain GRB2-like 1b. Gene Ontology annotation, biological process: synaptic vesicle uncoating. The transcript has 10 exons. Bases 115 to 1221 code for a protein of 368 amino acids. Gene Ontology annotation, cellular component: cytoplasm; glutamatergic synapse; presynapse. The record is from RefSeq and is a predicted model, not a curated record. Lineage: Eukaryota; Metazoa; Chordata; Actinopteri; Cyprinodontiformes; Cyprinodontidae. Gene Ontology annotation, molecular function: protein binding.